This is a messenger RNA of Oncorhynchus keta (chum salmon), 7820 nucleotides long. It is a transcript of the gene mtss2b, whose product is annotated as MTSS I-BAR domain containing 2b. Gene Ontology annotation, molecular function: phospholipid binding; actin binding. The coding region runs from base 483 to 2867 and encodes 794 amino acids. NCBI's taxonomy places the organism in Eukaryota, Metazoa, Chordata, Actinopteri, Salmoniformes, Salmonidae. Gene Ontology annotation, cellular component: cytoplasmic side of plasma membrane; actin cytoskeleton. The transcript is spliced from 15 exons. Gene Ontology annotation, biological process: cell projection assembly; plasma membrane organization. The record is from RefSeq and is a predicted model, not a curated record.
CUGCCUCUGCUCCAAUCACGGGCAGCCUCGCGCUCCCCUGGUAGGUCUACUCACCAACCUACUGUCUCACAUUUUGAUAGAUCACUCCGGAGCUAUAAACGCGCAUCAACACAACUCGAUUUUUCCUUGCUACCCGAAGAUGAGAGUGUCCAUCGCGGUGCCCUCUGCAUGCUUUACCUCCUAACUCGGGCUCUAGACCCGCAGCUGGGACGGGAGAGAGAGCAACCUCUCUUUUCUCUCAUCAUCACUAACUUGGUGUUCCAAGGACACGGGGAGCGAGCCGACAGUCGACGACAAUAAUUGUACGGUAUUUGUGUAUCCUUUCUCAUUUAAGCAAACUUCCUCAUUCUGUCUUUCACGCUGGGCACAGAAGCAGAGAGAAGAAGAAGAAGAAGGCUCCGCAUCGCUAUUUCUACCGUGGAAAUACAUUUGGUGGGGUUUUGUGCCCUGUCCGUAUUUGGUGAACCCUGGAUUUAGUGAACAUGGAGACGGUGGAGAAGGAGUGCGGGGCGUUAGGUGGACUAUUCCAGGCGAUUGUCAAUGAUAUGAAGUGUUCAUACCCCGUGUGGGAGGACUUCAGUGCCAAGGCCACCAAACUGCACUCCCAGCUCCGGACCACAGUGCUGGCGGCAGUGGCCUUCCUGGAUGCCUUUCAGAAGGUGGCGGACAUGGCCACCAACACCAGAGGCGCCACCAGAGACAUUGGAUCAGCUCUUACCAGGAUGUGCAUGCGGCAUCGCAGCAUCGAGGCCAAACUGCGCCAUUUCACCAAUGCUCUGAUGGAGAGCUUGAUCACUCCUCUCCAGGACAGGAUUGAGGAUUGGAAGAAGACCGCCAACCAGCUGGACAAGGACCAUGCCAAAGAGUACAAGAGAUCUCGUCAUGAGAUCAAGAAGAAGUCCUCAGACACCAUGAAACUGCAGAAGAAGGCCCGGAAAGGCCGAGGGGACCUGCAGCCCCAGCUGGAUAGUGCCAUGCAUGAUGUGAAUGACAUGUACCUGCUGAUGGAGGAGACAGAGAAGCAGGCGGUGCGCCGCGCUCUGGUGGAGGAGAGGGGACGCUUCUGCACCUUCAUCGGCUUCCUGCAGCCUGUAGUGAAUGGAGAGAUUGCCAUGCUGGGAGAGAUCACUCACCUCCAGGCCAUUAUUGAUGACCUCACUGUGCUCACCACUGAUCCCCACAAACUGCCCCCCGCCAGCGAGCAGGUGAUUAAAGACCUGAAGGGUUCAGACUACAGCUGGUCCUACCAGACCCCUCCCUCCUCCCCCAGCAGUUCUGGCUCCAGGAAGAGCAGCAUGUGCAGCAGUGUGAACAGCGCCCACAGUAGCGCCUCUCGCUCCUCCGGAGGCUCUCAGACUCACUCACCCAGUUCGUCCUAUCGCUACCGCAGCCUGGCCCAGCCGCCACCAGGGAACGCUCACCGCCUCAGCAGCGUCUCCUCCCACGACUCCGGCUUCAUAUCACAGGACGCCAACGUCUACUCCAAGCCUCCCUCGCCCAUGCCCUCUGACAUCACCAGCCAGAAGUCAUCAAGCUCCGCAUCCUCCGAGGCAUCCGAGACCUGCCAGUCAGUCAGUGAGUGCAGCUCUCCCACAACGUUUGGCUCGUCCUUCGCUACCUUCCGUCCUGCUCUCUCUCACACUGGCUCCAUCAGGCCUCUCUCUGUCAUACUUCCUGCGUCCCCACCCUAUAACUGCUCCCCUGGAUCCAACACUACCUCUCCCACAUCAAAGGUUCCUUGCUGGAAGGAUUGGUCCAAGGCAGGUUCUUAUGAGCAGCCAUUGGCUGCCACGCUUCAGCGGCGGAAGGAGCCCCUGGAUAGGCUGAGGGAGAGCGAGGUAUCCCCGGGCUCCCAGGGAUAUGCUGGUGCUCACCCAGACGAUGUCCAGAGGCCCCGAAUGACCCCCGCCACCAUCGCUGCCAAGCACGGCGAAGAGGUGUCUCCAGCAGCCAGUGACCUGGCCAUGGUCCUGACCCGUGGUCUCAGCAUGGAGCAGCAGAAGAGCAACAGGGACUCCCUGCAGUACUCUAGUGGCUACAGCACCCAGACCACCACGCCCUCCUGCUCCGAGGACACUAUCCCCUCUCAGGGGUCGGAUUAUGACUGCUACUCUGUGAAUGGAGAUGCCGAAGGUGAGGCGUCAACUGACUUUGACAAGUCCUCCACCAUCCCCCGCCACAGCAACAUCGGCCAGAACUACCGCCGCAUGAUCCAGACCAAGAGGCCGGCCAGCACCGCUGGUCUGCCCAGUGGGGCCCAGGGCGGAGUGCCUGGAGGGGGAGGGGGCAUUGGGACCCCUGGGACUGCCACCAUCCGCCGAACCCCAUCCACCAAGCCGGGUGUGAGGCGCACCCUGUCCAACGCGGGCCCCAUCCCCAUCCGCCCCCCCAUAGUGCCAGUGAAGACACCCACUGUGCCUGAUGCUCCUGGGGGGUACCCCGGGCCUCCGGUACGUGUGGGCAGUGAGGAGUGUGUGUUCUACGUGGCGGAUGACUCCUCCCCCAACACGUUGGAGUAUGUGAAGGCCUCUCCCAAGCGUCUGAGCCUGCCCAACACAGCGUGGGGGUCUGGGGGAGCGAUGGAGAUGAGUGUGUAUGUCCAGCACGGCUCUGAGGAGGACCAGAUGAUAGCCGCUAACCGCCACAGCCUGGUGGAGAAGAUAGGAGAGCUGGUGGCCAGUGCCCAUGCCCUUGGGGAGGGACAGUUCCCUUUCCCUAACCUUCCUGAUGACCCCCCACCUGGCCCGGCCCCCCAGCACGACCUCCAGGCCACCGGGUCAGGCACCGACGUGCUGGUGUCCAUCCGCAGGGGUGUGCGGCUCCGCAAGACCGUCUCCAACGACAGGUCAGCGCCCAGGAUUUUGUGAUGGUCCACAGCGGAGCGGAGGGAGCGCAGCCUGCACCCACCGUGGUGCCCCAACCACUACAUACAGUACUGACACUGUAGUAAAGAAGUGAAUAUGACAACAGAAGAUUACAAAAAAAAAAAAAAAGUUUUAAUUAGAAGUAAAUGACAAAUAACAAUAAUAAUGCUGAUAAUGAAAAAGUAAAGGAUGAAUAAUAAUGACAGGCUCUGGCCACUAUAACUCUGUCGUGUCUGGGCGCAUGUUUGUUUAAUUAGCACCACCAUCACCAUGGGAUCCUCAGACUGUAUAUAGAGACUCUGUCUGGACUGACUGCCGAGAGAGAGACUGUUUAUAGGGACCUGGACUUCCAGCCACCCUCUCCACCUCCUCCCACAACCCCCUCCCCAUUCUAGAGUAAAACAGAGGGAAGCAGGUGGCGGAGAGACAGAUGAAAAGUGGGGUCAAUAGGGGGUCCCAUCUCUCCCUUUAGCUUGGGCCACAAGGCUCUGACAAUGCACUGUUAGCUUUAAACCAUGGCUAACCGUGUGUGUGUGUGUGUGUGUGUGUGUGCACGCGUGUAAGAGGUGGGCAGAGUUCUGCUGCAGGUCAGCCGGUUGUAUUUGAGGGUGGGGCUUCUCUCCUCUGUGUCAUUUGUUGUUACCCUCACACGGGGCACACACUGGCUAAAUCAACGUCGUUUCCACAUCAUUUGAAUGAAAUGACGUUGGACCGACGUGGAAUAGACGUUGAAUUGACGUUUGUGCCCAGUGGACUGUUUUUAUUGUGAUAUUUGAUUUCCUGUUCCCACUGUAUGAGAAGCUACAAAAUGAAGCCAGGCGUAUAUAUUUUCUAAAUCCAGAGAGAACAUGUUAAUAAGAAAUGGAGCAAUAAAUGUGUUUUAUUUUCUGCUUGCGGAGUGGAGGAGAAACAGAAGCUGUUAUCUUAGGUUUAGGUUCUCUUCAGGCAUCAUCAGGCAUGCUUAAGUACACAUGACAGUGGCUGUCUAACUCUGGCCAUUGGCUUUUCUCAAGUCCUGGCCUGAUGUGUUAAAAAAAAAACAGAAAAAUCCUAGAAAACUGAAGCACUUUGAAGGUUAGUUUCUAGUGUGACCACUAGGAGUCAGUGUGGUCACGCUAUGUGAUGAGACGAGGGUGCUGGGGGAGUGAGACAGUUGGUUGUCAUGCGGUGUGCUGAGUGCGUGCCACAGACCAGUGAGUGAAGCAGUUCAAUUGGUGAGAGAAUAGGAAGAUCGAAAAAGGAAGUGAUGAAGAAAUGUGGGAAAUGGGAACGGAAGGUUACGCCAUUGGAGAUAUGGUUAUGUACAAUGGUUCCAUGCUGAAAAGGUUGAAUUCCAAAAAAAAAACUGAUUUAUAAUGUAGAUCAUAACAUUUAUGUAAAGAGUGGGAUGGUAAGCUGCUGUACUAGUCAUUACCUGUUGUGAGUCUCAAACAUGAGAUCCAUAGCUCAUGUGCAGCCUUACUCGGGAGCUGGCUUUGCUAAAGACAUUAGAAUGAAAGUGACUAUAGCCAGAGAGAAACAGUUUGGAUAAUGUAAGGGGUUGCCAGAAGAAGAAGGCGGAUAUUUAUGUUUACAGAGUUAGCUGGAAGAGAGUUGCUGCAGCGCAGAGAGAUGGAAUGAGCAUUUCACUGCCUGUUCGUUCAAGAGUCAAGAGUCAGACGCACAGGUGGAAGUCAAGACUAGAAACUGUAUGAAUAUAUAGUAACCCUUCAUAAAAUUAUGUUGCCAUAUUUUUGCAAUAAUGUUAUGCUGUAGUCUUACUUUUGUCAAUGAAAAAAAUAAUAAUUCCAGAGAACAAUGAAUCACAGUGAUAUAGGAUCUGAGCAGGCAGAGAGAGCAUUAUUCUGACCUUUGUACUGUAGGGUAGUGAUGAACUUCAUGGAUGUCUGCCCAAUGCUCCCUAGCAGUGAAUGUUGAUGUCCUCACCUUGACGACAAUGACCAUUGCAAAAUGUAUCUCGAUGCUUAUUUUGUUAAAAAAAAUGUUUUAAUUUAUUUUGCUUAAAUAGAGCACUGUUUUAGAAAUUCCUGUGGCUGUUUUAAAGCGAGGGUCUGCUUUGAGAAGAUGAGAGAAACACCUGGUAUUGUAGAAUAUCGCUCAUCUGCUGGAGUGCUGAAAUAGUACUUCCGCAAGGGGCUCUGUAAGAGGGUGGGUGUGGGUGUGACGCGGAGGAAGGGGAGAGACCAGCAGUCUGGUGGGCGUGGCCCAGGGUGGAUGUGACCUCCCGUGUCACAGUGCAUUCUCGACCAGAGGAUGCUCAUCCAGAGAAUGUCUGCAAAGCACAGGUCAGAACGAUGUAUAUUUAUAUAUACAUAUAUACAUACAUAUACUGUUUAAGAAGUUGAACACUAAUUGUACAGGUCAAAUUGCUAGAAUUAAAAAAAAAAGUUUAACUCACUUUACUUCACAUUACUGAAGAAAUGUUUACUGUCUUUAACUGUGCAGACUUAACUCUGGCAAUUAUUCUGUUCCAAUUUCUUGUCAUGCUUGAAUUACUCUGCUUCAUUCUGAUUGUGUGUGAUGCUCCUUACCGUUCCCGAGACCCCAACUAUGUAACCAUCACUUCUAUCCGAGCAUUAGAGCGAGAGAAAGACAGGAUGUGGCACAGAGACAGACAGACCGAGUGAGACUGGGCCGUUUGCUAGUGUGUGUUAGACUGAGAGGACCCCUACAGAGGAACUACAGGGAUGUCAGUCUUGGUUGUCUCUCUGCCUGGGAUGAGGUGACACUCUCCAAGACCCCAUGGUGGAUGACUAGCAGUCACCUCACUCCCUCACACCCCCACAGCUGGGCUGUCUCUGGGUAUGUGAAGGUCUCUCCCUCUUUCCUCACCAUCACUUGCUUCUCGCCAUCCUCACACUGGGCAGAGAUGUCAGUUUAACGUCUAGUUUCGAUUUACAUUUGGUUGAGUUUUCAUCUAACAAUAAUUCAACAUUAAAUCAAAUAAAAAAAUGUAUGUUAAAAGUUGGGUGCGAAAAAGACGGAUGGCCUGGCGUUGAUGACUUUUUGCACGUCCAAUUAGUUUUCAAAGUUGAUUCAACGUCAACGCAUCGUUUUUUGGGGGGUUGGAAUGACGUGGAAACAACGUUGAUUUAACCAGAUUUUGCCCAGUGGGCUACCCCCACUUAUACUCUCAAUAAAUGAACGUGUUUCUUUUUAACCUCUUAUCCACCACAACCCCAACUUCUACUAGCAACUCACCCCAUAGUUUGCCUCAGCAUCAGCUCUUAAGCCAGAGCCAAACCCAAACUCCCAACAGGACAUUGACUGAAACACUUUCCCGCUGGGUGCUAAUAAUGCAAGGACAGGGAAUAACUGUGUCGUAACAUAAAAUGCUAGUUUCACAUUAGAAGAACAACACUUCCAUGAGAACAUGAUAUGAUGUCUCAUGCUGGCUGGAUUAUAGCUAAUGAAAUCAUUUAAAUUAAACCUUAGCUUCACUCUAAGUGAGUGUUAAUUUGCGAUAAGUGCCCAUGUGACUUCUCUCUCUCUCUCAAAUCGGGUGAGUUGUUUGUCUGUGUAUCCUGCUGCGCUUACCACGGGCGGUGUGUCCAUAGUGUUAGCGCUGUCGUGAGGGGAAUGGAGCAAAUGGGUUGACGGGAGUGUUUCAGCAUAAUACACUUUUCUCUUCAUGUCGAGUGAGGUUUGCACAGUGCUGUGUAGAGAUGUAUUUUUCACUUCCGUGUCUCUGCAAAACAGCCUCGGUCGCAAAUGACACUUAUUUAAAUAGCUUUUUGCAUACUUAUGCAGAUCACUUUCACAAUUUCAAUAAUAGAGAAAAUGUGCUUUCAUUGCCUUGUGAGUUUCACUGUGUGUGAUUUAAUACUCCCCCCGCUAAGCUAUAUAGAAAUAACAAUGGAACUCAUUCAUAAUGUAGGAUACUGGAUAUGUAACAGCAGUCUAUAGGUCUCAUUGGGUCUCCAUGAUGCUUUGCCUAACACAGGUCAACCUGUCCUCCCCUCUUAAUCCUGGAUAAGAGCUUGGUUAAUCAGUCUUAUUACUGUAAUAACAUUAGAAAGUGGAUGACUGUAUGCCUUUAUAGUCUAGGCUGGUGUUAGUGUCCGACCAGUGUGACCUUGCAAAUCACUUUAUGCCGUUGUAAGGUAGCCAAACAGCCCAAGCUCCUCUUCCUUUAACUAGCUUAUAAUUCAUAUGUUCAAGCAUAUGUCAGGGCAAAGAUUGAAUCAAGCUGGGUAGCUGUGGGGUGUAGGUCAUGUAUGGAGGUUAUACUGUACGUGGUCUAGGAGUAGUGUGUUUACAUUGUCUACAGGUGUUGCGUUGGUGUGUCUUCGUGCUCGUGAAGUCUGCCCUGACGUAUGUUGAGGAUCUCUGACACUGAUGGAGAAACGGACUCUGCCUCGACACAAGGUGGCUACACGCCCACUCUCCCACCCACACACAGCCUGUCCCCAUCUAUUUAAAAAGACCAACCAAGUCACCCCACAACGAUGUCACCAUCCGUUAACUCAACUCUGUCAGCUCCUGAGAUGUAGUCAGGCAGGGAGGUGACGACUCGCGUUUCCAGGUGCCAUGGUAACAGAACUGAAUGUCUUAUCACUUGUGGAUUCUCUGUGGUUUCUUCGCUCUUCCUCUUCCCAGAGCCCAAUCCAAUAUUAAAGCUAAACCAAUGCAUCUAUGAACAUGACCCUUGCCACAGUUUUUAUGAAGUCAUUAUUUUCAUUACGGUAUUGUGAAGAGAUAUGUGCGCAUAUGUUUUUUUUGUACAAAACCCCCUCCAAUGGAGUCACGUAACGCUACAGGUGCUGUUUUCUGUCUUCUAAUUUCUCUCCUCUUCUCUAAUUUAUUGUGCCCUUUUCUCCGAGGCUGUUUUGCCUCUUUCGCUGAUAAGUUUUUCUUUUUAUAUUAUUCAUCCUUUCAAUUUGGUUUAGUCACUGCUAAUGUAACAAAACGCACUGUGAUGAUUCCAGUAUUAAUAAAAUAUGUACUUAAACUGUG